Messenger RNA from Mercurialis annua (annual mercury), 1023 nucleotides. RefSeq lists its product as uncharacterized. The transcript has 6 exons. The record is from RefSeq and is a predicted model, not a curated record. NCBI's taxonomy places the organism in Eukaryota, Viridiplantae, Streptophyta, Magnoliopsida, Malpighiales, Euphorbiaceae. Bases 1 to 1023 code for a protein of 340 amino acids.
AUGGAUGUAAAAAAAAUACAGUUGAUGAAGAAGAAAGACAACUACUUUAUGGUGAUUUUUCAAGCAAAUACGUUCGACAAAAGGAUAAAAAAAAUGGAUGAAGAAAAAAUCAGGAAAAUGUAUCGAACACCAAAAGAUGUCAAUUUUUGUGACGGAGAAGAUAAUUUGGAUACUACUUCGGGAGAAAAAAGAGCACAUGUUGAAUUUGAUUCUGCAAGCAUAAUUGCGUAUCCUACAAAUUGGAUUUUGAUUGAUGAAUACGACGUCAAUAUUAGAGAUGAAGUGAGACGUGCAUAUGUUCUUAAAGGUUCAUGUCAACCAAAGAGCCAUAUGUUUCCUCAGAAAAAAUUUGGGAAACAAAAUAGAAAUUUUCAAAGACUUGAUUUAGUGACUAUGUGUGGUUGGAGUAUAGUGUAUCAAAAGAUGCUGGAUUUUGCUUUUGGUCGAGAAAAUAUCAAGCGUGAAAAAACAAACGACAAAGCGUGGAGCACAUAUUCACUCAACACUCUUCAGACAUGGAGGCAAGGAUUAACCUUCCGUGGGCAUGAUGAGUCGAGUGAUUCAUUAAAUAGAGGCUACAAUCAUAUGACUAAUGGAAAAAUUCAAAAAGAAUUAGUGAAUUCUUGUGCUGGAGAAGUGAGGACUGGCAUUAUUAAGGACAUUGGAGAUCGUGUUUUCUCACUCAUGGUUGACGAAUCCCGUGAUAACUCAGUGAAAGAACAGAUGGCGAGUAUGUACGGAAUUUCAAUAUCUAGACUGCGAGAGCAAGCAUAUGAUGGGGCUUCAAACAUGCAAGGAGAAUUCAACGGUUUAAAGUCGCUCAUACUUAAUGAGAAUCCUUAUGCUAGGUAUGUUCAUUAUUUUGCUCGCCAGCUUCAAUUGGCGGUUGUUGCUGUUGCAAAAACAUUGCCAAUUGUGGAGAAUUCAUUUAGUUAUUUAUCCAUAAUUGUUAACAUUGUUGGAGCUUCUUGUAAAAAAAUGCACUCAGAGAAAGCCAACAUGAUCUUAUGGUCACAUAAUUAG